This is a messenger RNA of Naegleria lovaniensis, 954 nucleotides long. RefSeq lists its product as uncharacterized. The transcript has a single exon. The record is from RefSeq and is a predicted model, not a curated record. NCBI's taxonomy places the organism in Eukaryota, Heterolobosea, Eutetramitea, Acrasida, Naegleriidae. The coding region runs from base 1 to 954 and encodes 317 amino acids.
AUGCAUUUCACACGCCAUGUUCGUGCCAUUGGUGGUGCGACUUUUGUUUUUGAACAACAGCAAUCCAACUCUGCAUCCCUCGAUGUAUCUCAAAGCAUUGCCAUUGGUUGUGAUCCAGUCUUGUGCCCCAAAGAUCACGUUCAAGAUUAUGGCAUUUUCAAAACUCAACGUCUUCAAGCUCCUUCCUUGUUGAGCGAGUCAGAUUUGGAGCAUGUGGACAUUUGGCUGCUCACCCAUGGUCAUGACGAUCAUUUGGAUGAAUUUGGUUUGGAAAAGAUUCUCAAAGGAAAACAAAGCUCUAUUAUUGUGGCUCAUCCUGGAGUUGAGAAGUUACUGACCAAAGCUUUGAAACAAACGUCGACGUCUUUUGGCGAUCGACAAGUGCAUUGGCUCUCUCCUCAACAAGAAGUGGAAUUUGAAGAUUUGAAUGGUUUUCAUGUCAAGAUUCGUGCGGUUCAUGCCUUUCAUGGAAAGUCUAAAUUCUUUGGUUCAAUACUUCCAAGAGGUAAUGGAAAUGGUUAUUUAGUCGAGUUGAAGGAAGUCUAUGGAAAGAACAGUCAUACACCCAGUUCUUCCAAUCAAGACGUGAUAACAAGCUCGAAUUCUUCCACUCGAUUCUAUGUCACGGGAGAUCAUGUUUUCAAUGAAGAAAAUAUUCUUCAAGAUACCAAUGAACUCUUUUCAGCUCCUUUGGAUUUCAUCAUUACGAAUGGAGGUGAAGCCACUGUCGAAAGAAUUCCAUAUGGCAUUGGCUCUUUGUUGCAUUUAGUAAUGGGACCCAUAACGAAUGGUGAAACACAUAUUCGAGCCAUGCAUGAACGUAUUCGUCCAAAACAAACGUUCGUGGUGCAUCAUGGAACUUUUCAACACUAUCCGCAAACUUACACGAGAGAAACCUUUGAAGUGUCGAGUGGAAUUAAGGUCUUGUUUGCAGGAGAUGAUGUAGAGGUUUGA